Trichoplax adhaerens is the source of this 1518-nucleotide messenger RNA. RefSeq lists its product as uncharacterized. Gene Ontology annotation, biological process: G protein-coupled receptor signaling pathway. Lineage: Eukaryota; Metazoa; Placozoa; Uniplacotomia; Trichoplacea; Trichoplacidae. The record is from RefSeq and is a predicted model, not a curated record. Gene Ontology annotation, cellular component: membrane. The transcript is spliced from 6 exons. Gene Ontology annotation, molecular function: G protein-coupled receptor activity. Bases 1 to 1518 code for a protein of 505 amino acids.
AUGUAUCAGAUUAGCAAUUACAUUGUUGAAAUUGAUAAAUACUUUAGAAAAAUAAGCAGCUGUAAUAUUUCUCGUAUUCCGGAAAAGAUAUUUCGCCUUUUUAGAAUGGUAAAAGUUAUAGAUAUUAGUUAUAAUCAACUGGAAACCAUUGAUAUCACUGAUCUAGCAGAGACUUAUCGGGAUAGUCUUGAAAAUCUACAAUUAUCUGGAAAUGCAUUACAAAAUUUAACGUUUUCAAAAGCUGUGCAAUAUCAAGUAAUUACUACUCUGAAUAUAUCUCAUAAUAACAUUUCAAAUAUCUGUGAACAGCGUUUGGGAAAUUAUUUUCCAUCUCUUCAGAUCUUAAAUGCAUUAGGUAAUCAUCUUGCCUACCUUACUCCUGUAUCGUUUUAUGGACCACCCUUGCUUUUGACAGUUAUAACAGAGCGAGAAUAUCUCUGCUGCAUGGUUCCUGCAAAAGUGAGAAUUUGUCAACCAAGCAUGUAUUCUGAUACUCUGUCCUCAUGCUAUCGAUUACUGGCACACAUCACUUUACAAACAUUUAUUUGGAUUGUUGGUGGUCUAGCUCUUCUUGGUAAUGUUUUAGUUCUGAUUCAGAACUACCACCUAAGCAAGAGAAAAAGAAAAAGUGUUCCUACUUUUUUGGUUAGCAAUCUAGCGGUAUCCGAUUUAAUUAUGAGUCUCUAUUUAAUGAUCAUUGCCAUUGCUGAUUUAAUGUUUACUCGUGGUGAUUAUGGAAUCAAAUCGGAAACAUGGCUAUCGCAUCCAGCUUGUCUUAUUGCUUGCUUUUUUGUAACAUUAUCAAGUUUAACAUCGGUUUUUAUAAUGAUUAUUAUCAGCACUGAUAGAUACAUUUGUAUCGUAUAUCCUUUCUCGACUAAAAGAAUGACGGUUGGACGGGCCAAGAUUGCAUUAGGAGUAUUAUGGUCAUUUAGUAUCAUUUUCUCAGCUGUGCCAGUGUUAUUUAGUAUACAACAACCAGGCUAUUUAAGAAUUUAUAAGUACAGUAGUAUGUGCAUGCCUAAUAAUUACCAAAAUUUUUACUUUAAAAUUUGGAUGAUCUCCUAUUUAGCAAUGACAUUUAUGGCGUGGAUCAUUAUGAUUAUACUGUAUGUUCGUAUAUUUUUCGCUGUCAAAGAAAGCAGUAAAAACAUUCGAAAAUCAUCAACAACUGAUAAUAAGGCUUUAGCCGUAAGAUUGGCUCUAAUUUUGGUGUCUGAUUUAGUGACAUGGGUACCAUAUUACUAUAUAAGCGUAGCAGGGCUAUUAAAAGAUGGACAAGUAGAUACUGUCGCACUACAAUUUAUUGCAACGUUUGUUUUGCCUUUAAAUUCAGCAAUUAAUCCUUAUUUAUACACUUUGACCAGUGUAGAAGUUAUUCGAUUAAUAUUUAAGCGCCGACCAGAAACUGGUGUAACUUCUACAUUCACUCGUACUCAAAAAGUCGACAUUAAUAGUAUCUACGAAAAGAAGGUGGUUCAAAUGGAAACGUUCGUAAAUGAAAUCUCUGACGAUUAA